AUGAUGAAAAGACCGGCAGCUUUCACAUGUCUCAGGCGGACUAUAUCCUCGGUGACGGCGGCGGCGACCUCCAAGAUCGACAUUCGCCGGCUCCGGGACGCAAAGCCCGCGGACCAGGCGGUGCUCCUCCGUCGAGCACUCGCAUCGCCAACAGCCAAUAAUACCUCAAUUACGAGCCAGCUCCUCGAUUCAGUGGCAACAGGAAGCUUGCCGGAUCUGCCUGUACGAACAUGGCUGUCCAUCGCCGAUGACCCUCAGGUCACUGUCGCCGUUGUUUGUCAGCGGCAUAGUGUAACUCUUCGACGGCUGGCUAUGCCCGUUCUCACGGCCCAGCUUCGCCGUGAUGCCACUUUUGUGCCCACGUGGGAUGCUCUCGGUGGAUCCGAGGGCAUUGCCAAGCUACUUGCUCAGUUUAGCUUGACGGACUUACGGUUAUUCAUCAAAAGUCUCCGUGAGACAGCUCUUGCCGGGGGCCAGACACGGACGGAGCGUCAACAAAGAAUAGGAGAGUUGUUUAAGAUGCUCAACGAUGGCAAUCGGAAUCCGGAUAAACGUCCAUUGGAAAUGGAAUAUGCGCAUCUUCUGCCAAGCUGCCCGGCUGAAAUGGCUCUGGCAUGGACAGAUCAAAAUAGUAGAUCUGAGUCUGUGCCACUUAGAUGGAGAGAGUUGCUCGCGGAUAACCAUUUGAUCAGAAAGGCUGUACUGAAGCGAAUCAACAGAGCACACCGGACCACAAUAUCUGAGAUGAACUUCCGAAAGCCUUUCUCAGCGUCAGAGAUCAAAGUGAGUUGGGGAAAAGUCCGACAAUCCCUGGCCCAUAGUCGAGGCCUGAGGCUGAAAGGAUUUCAACUACUGGCCGCAAGCAAUGACUUCCACAGGGCACCUAUUGGCGAUAUCAGGGACAAGGUGAUCUUACCACUCGCAAGACAACAUAGUCGUCGACGCUGUGAUCCGAAGGCUGCCUCUGAAUUUUGGACCCUGUUAAUCGAGGCUUCAGAGGGUUGUCCGGCCUUGCUUGAUUACAACGCAAUCCACAGCCAAGGAAUAUUGAGGCAUGAUUCAGUUCUCAGACAUCGGAGGUCUCUCUUCGAAUACGCUGUUCGCGCUUGGGGUCACAAUUUAUUGCCUGACACAGAGCUUGCAGCCUAUCUCGAAACAUUUCCUGACAGAGAAUCAAAGCGGAUCUCAGUUGAAGUUAUGUUGAAGCAAGUUCCAAGGGACAAACGCCGCUUAAGUGAUAUGCUCAGGGAACUCAAGAUCAGCAUAGAGGUCUUCCUUCUUCUCCCCAGGCCCGAAGCUAUAAAUUUGUUUGAGCGCCUUCAAGACGCACACCCUGGAUACGGUUACUCUGCCCUCGAGCCUUGGAAUUACAAUGAUUCCGAACUGGGGAAUUUGUUCCAAUUCAGUACAAACAAUGAAGAUGAGUCAUUGAAUCCGGACGGCCCAGCCCUGCGGGGAUUUCUCCUGCGCAACCUCUCAAAUAGUCCUACUCCCUGCCUUGUCGAUCCUCGCCACGUGAGAAAUCAUUUACGAGUAACUGAGCUCUCGCGCCGAAAGUCGUUAUCCCAGCAAGGGCGCACGGCAGAGGUUAGGGCAUUCUGGGCAAUUUCUGCCUGUCGGCUUUGUAUUGCCAUGGGCGAUAUUGAUGCUUACAUCGAUACAUUGAUAUGGGCGCGUCGCUUCAACAAAGAUGCCAUGGUACUAAAACUUCUAUAUGAUGACCAACAACUCCACAUACCGCCCCUGUUACGUCUUCUGUCUGCGAUGGAUGCUGGGCAUACAACAACAGAUAUUCAGGAGAAUAUGCGAAAGGCAAACAAAGUCCUCAUGACGCUUCUUGAAACAGCGGCCAUGACGGUUGAUUUACCCUCUUUCUGUCGGUCUGAUUGGGAAUCGGUGUAUCAGCUCAUCCCCAAGGUCGCUGAACUUCGCUUGAAAGGCUAUCAAAAAAUGAAAGUUCAGAUGAGAUGGUCCGAAGAGCAAGUCUUCAAUGUGAUUCUACAACCAACCUUGGAUACGAUGGUUGCAGCAGAGUCGUUGAUUCUUCGGCCCGGGAAUCAGCGCCUGGGGUUUCAAAAUCCGAAUGGAUUUGCGUUAUUUAGCAAGUCUUCAUCGACGAUGGAGUUUACUCCAAUGAUCGUAAGAUUCUUGGAUAUGUUGGCAAAAAACCGGGACAGUCUUUGGGCUGGAUACCGGAUGAGACUCGAUCCUGAAGUUUCCAAACUUCAAUCACCAUGGCCAAAGGGACUCCCGGUUCAGUGUCUGUGGCCACAACAUCACAUCAGUCAGGCUGGUGAUGCUUCGUACUUGCAGAAGCGAGCUCAGGACGUCGUGUUUUGUGACCCGCAGGUGGCUUUGUCUCCAGCGCCGGGCUCUGCCAAGGCUCACGCUUGUAUUGGCGUUUUCGUCGACGAUUGGAGUGUGGCGCUUCGAGUCUACCUUCAUGGCAAAAAUGGCGACUCUGAGUACGAAACGCAGCUUAAAACGGCUUGGGAUUACGCACUCCAUCAUCUCACCGGUGAUAGAAUGUCGACAGAAGAGGCACAAAGAUUCUGGGCUCGGGUGUUUCCUUACUCUCCUUUAAUAGCCAAGGUUCUUGAUGAGGACGCCCCCCGUCGUUGUUACGCGAAUAUCCCUAAACAUGAAGCCAAUGAACCAUCAAGAACAACAAAAUGGGACCCUGAUCCAAGUUAUAACGCCAUGACUGCAUAUCGAAAAGAUGAGAGACGCCUCCGAGUCGCGACAGUCCUCGACUCUAUGGUCAAACCCGGCUGGAAGAUGGGCACUCACUGGACAAAGCGGAGACUGACUUGGAUGGAACCGAUAAUUCCGAAGCAUUCGAAAACUGUGCUCGACUUCUGGCAUCCAAAAACCUUAUCACAGUGUCCAGGGUCUGAGCUGGAUAGUCAGAUGAUGGCGGCUGUCUUGUGUCUAAACAGUACACACGGAACGAGUUGUGUACUCUCUGAGCAGCUGAGUUUAGACAAAAAUCAGACCUUCGACUCUAGACUACUCUUAUCCAAAGGGUUUCUUGAGAGAGAAAGCAUGAUGUUUGAUAAAAUAGUCUCAUCUCUCAGACUGAACCGCUCCCGUCUUCCUCCUCAACUUCUGGAAGGGCUUGGAAUAUCUAUCCUGCGGCGAAUUCAGGAAGAUCCAGUCAAAAUUGAGGGAGCAUAUGAACUUUUUUACAUAAUUGUUCGGAUGCUGUCGGAUGGGCCACAACCUUCACUCGCUAGCUCACUCAUUAAGGAGUUCAUAGUAGAAGUCCCCCAAGCUAGUGAUUGGCAUCGAUAUCUAUUGAGCUCUCAUCACUUGAACCGGCUUGAGCCCAAAGAUGCGGAGGCCUUCAUCGAAUCGCUAUCCGGUGGUAUAGUAGAGAAGCUAAGAUUACAAAAAGCAAGACAAGCAUCGGAAACUGGCCACACAGUCUCGGAAUCUCUGAUCCGAGUGUCGACAGUCAAGUCUGUGGAGCAACUCCUGCGAGGGAAGAACUUCACUACGUCACAAAAAGCUGUGAAUAUCCUCGGGGAGAUACUAAGGCAUAGCUCCCAUGUCGAAAUACAGGUGGCUGCGAUAAAAGCUCUCACCGGAUUACUCACAGACGAAUGUGACAACAUGGAUGUUUUAAGCCUCUUGGAGCAAUAUGCCGUGCCCAUCGCCUCUGCGCUCAACGAAAGGCACCCCGAUAUCGAGUCGGAAUGGAAAUCAGCCAGCAACGGAGGAGAACUCCCGCUUGUUGAUCAUAGUCAGGAUGGUCAUACUGUGUUGGGCAUGCUCAUGCCCAGGAAACGCAAGCCUUGCAGUGAUGCGCUGCUAAAGCUUGCCACCAAGGCCCUCCGCAUAUCUAGCCAAACUAAUUCACGAUGGCUAGCUGUGUUCAUGGAGAAGUAUGGCUUUGGAAAUGGAGCUUCGAUGCUGCCUAAGAUUCCAACCUGCCCCGAGAAGUUUCUAGAGUUGCUGCGACAGAACAAUCCUCACAGCAUAUCGGUGGAUGAUUUUACCAUAAUUCGGGACUAUGUGCUAUUUCUGCUCGAUCAACCGAAGGAUAUUCGAGAUUUCACUACUUACGUACAGAACAAUCGAAGAUUAGCAAGUUCCAACACUGGCAGACACUGGAUUCACUUGUGGUCCAAAACCUCUAAGGAGGCAUUGGACUUGGGCGGAGGAUGGGCAGCAGAGAUUUUGGCCUCUAGCACCGUUAGCCAAAUUGAUGGCAAGACCUCAAAGGUUUCGUCCAUGGCAGAAGACUUUGUGUUGCGCAUGGCUGAGAUAGCGAUAUUACGUGGAGAUUUGGCCCUCUUUGACGAUAUUGUCUCCCGGAUACCGACAAGUGGUCCAGAGGGAGCCCAGGGGAGUGCAGGUUCUGACAGGGUUAUCAGGCAACUGAUCAAGAGGAUUGAUGAACUUAGAACACCAGAAUGGCAAGCUGACCACUAUCGGCGACCAUCCGCAUUGCCAAAUACGUUGCCUCUGAGGCUGAGACUCUUGAAUCUCUCACAUGGCGAUUCCAAGGCCGUUGCGGAGAUGAUUGUGCAGUUGUUGCGUGAAGUCACAACAGGUGGCAGGCUGUAUUAUGACGAUUUCGAGAUCAUAAGGACGCAUAUUAUGACAGCAGUCUCUAAGCAAUCAGCGCCAUCGUUGGCUAUUGCUCUAGGAAGUCUUGAUAAAUUAGAUAGCCGGGCCACUCCAACCCAGGCAGAUCAUCUCCGCACCAGGCUUGCAGCAGAGCUUCUUGGCUUUGACAAUUUUGACAAAGAAAACGAUAGCAAUGGUGAGGCAAAAGAUAAAAAUGGGCUGGAGAUCUGGGAAAUGCUGAAUAAAUGGAGCAUGAGCCCGAUUGAAGAGUUUAGAAACUUGGCUUGGCAGAUGAAUGUCCAGGUUCGCUAG
Molecule: messenger RNA, 4887 nt
Organism: Clonostachys byssicola
Lineage: Eukaryota; Fungi; Ascomycota; Sordariomycetes; Hypocreales; Bionectriaceae
Source: the annotation of a GenBank genome assembly